GCUUCAUUUCAAAUCAUUCCGUCCAACGGACCAAAGGGGAUAUUUUUGAGCUGUCAAAACCUAUCAACAAAAAAUAUCCCAAAUAGCUCCAGCUCGGAUGGAGGUGCGGCGAAACACGCACGAUUAAUGGAAAAGUUUACGAGUUUUCGUGCAUAAAUUAUUGUGUGCGAAUGUUUUACAUACUGGUGGAAGUGUGUGCAUUGUAGUUCAAUCCCUAUUUGCUGUAAUAAAUUUGAUUGAACCUCAUCGGAACAGAAGACAUGAGGUUUAUGUAACGUCGGUAGCGGCAAAACAACGAGCUCCCUGCACCAGUACGAUGACGUCUAUGACAUUUGGCCAGAAAAAGUUUAUCCCAACCGCACCGGAAAAGGGUAGCUUCCCGCUAGACCACGGCGGCCAGUGCCGGAAGCUGAUGCUGUUCUAUAUGCGCUGCCUGCGAGAGAACGCCGACGAUAAUUCUGCCUGCCGGGAGGAAUCGAAAGCCUACCUGCAGUGCCGCAUGGAUCACGAUCUGAUGGCACGGGAAGACUUCUCCAAGCUAGGCUACAGCAGUGAGAAAAGCAGUGAAAACAAACCGGAACAAUCUUAACGUCCCUUAACACCAAAAACCAGAAAUAGAGUUUAAGCCCCCCGGGUCUCGUGUA
Messenger RNA from Anopheles coluzzii, 644 nucleotides. Its product is annotated as cytochrome c oxidase assembly protein COX19. The record is from RefSeq and is a predicted model, not a curated record. Gene Ontology annotation, cellular component: mitochondrial intermembrane space. Gene Ontology annotation, biological process: mitochondrial respiratory chain complex IV assembly. The transcript has 2 exons. Bases 317 to 589 code for a protein of 90 amino acids. Lineage: Eukaryota; Metazoa; Arthropoda; Insecta; Diptera; Culicidae.